Molecule: messenger RNA, 3589 nt
Organism: Oryzias latipes (Japanese medaka)
Lineage: Eukaryota; Metazoa; Chordata; Actinopteri; Beloniformes; Adrianichthyidae
Gene: slc4a10b
Product: solute carrier family 4 member 10b
Biological process (GO): transmembrane transport; regulation of intracellular pH; bicarbonate transport
Cellular component (GO): basolateral plasma membrane; plasma membrane
Molecular function (GO): sodium:bicarbonate symporter activity; monoatomic anion transmembrane transporter activity; solute:inorganic anion antiporter activity
Source: RefSeq, a predicted model, not a curated record
GUCAGCUAGGAGCGCAUGUCUUCUUCCUGAGCGCGUAAGAGGCGCUAAUCACCAUGAAGAGUCAAACGGAGGAGCUCAGCAGCAGCAUGUGACCGCAGGCAGCUCCGCUCCACGCCGCACCGCUCAGUCAUCGCUUCACCUGCAGGACCACACGCAGCUCAAGACUCUGAGUCCGACUGGACGACAGGAUGGACGCUGCGGAGCCGAGAGUGCAGGUCAACUCUUCAUUGGCUUCAUCAGUCAGCCGAAGAAGUUUGAGGAGUGAAGACGAGGCAGUGGUGGACAGAGGAGGAACAUGGACCCAGCAAAAAGCCAACUUUGAGCAGGAAGAUUUUGAAGGCCACAGGACUCUGUACAUUGGGGUCCAUGUCCCCUUGGGCAGUACUCGGCAUCGGAGCCAUCGCAAGCACCGUCACUAUGGCAACAAACAUUGGAGGAGGAGCAGGAACUCCCCUCUGGUGGAGGGUCGAGAGUCACCUCUUUAUGACACGCCCUCCCAAAGAGUGCAGUUCCUACUGGGGGCGGAAGAUGACGAUGAGGAGCACAUCCCUCAUGACCUCUUCACAGAAAUGGAUGAGAUCUGUGUGAAGAAUGGGGAGGAUUCAGAGUGGCGGGAAAGUGCCAGGUGGUUGAAGUUUGAAGAGGAUGUGGAGGAUGGAGGAGAAAGAUGGAGUAAACCCUACGUAGCCACACUGUCUCUGCACAGCCUGUUUGAACUGCGCAGCUGCAUCAUCAACAGCACGGUGCUGCUGGACAUGAGGGCGAAUACUAUUGAAGAGAUUGCAGAUAUGGUUUUAGAUCACCAGGAGUUAUACUCACCACUUGGAGACGAGCUCAGACAGAAAGUGCGUGAAACACUGCUCAAGAAGCACCAUCACCAGAACCAGAAGAAGCUGGCCAACCGCCUGCCGAUAGUACGUUCGAUUGCAGACAUGGGCCGACGAGCGUCUGACUUCAAUCUGGACAAAAAUGGUCAGAUGAUGGCAUCCCAAUCCCAGUUAGCAUGUCCAGAUGGAAAAGCAGAUGUUAGCAGAGAGAACAGCUCUGUGGACUUCAGCAAGAUAGACCUGCAUUUUAUGAAGAAGAUCCCGCCGGGGGCAGAGGCAUGCAACGUGUUGGUGGGAGAGCUAGAGUUUCUGAACAAGCCGGUGGUGGCGUUUGUGCGCCUGUCCCCCGCCAUGCUGCUCAACGGGCUGGCCGAAGUCCCAAUUGCCACAAGGUUCCUCUUUAUUCUAUUAGGGCCCUUUGGUAGGGCGGCUCAGUAUCACGAAAUUGGGAGGUCCAUUGCAACACUUAUGACAGACGAGGUUUUUCACGAUGUCGCCUAUAAGGCCAAAGACCGAAAUGAUCUGAUCGCCGGUAUUGAUGAAUUCCUUGAUCAAGUGACUGUCCUGCCUCCAGGAGAGUGGGAUCCAACCAUUCGUAUAGAGCCACCAAAAAAUGUCCCUUCUCAGGAAAAAAGGAAGAAAAGCAACAUAUUAUCGAAUGGUUUAGUUGAUGGGGAGGAGGAGGAAGCACAUGGCCAUGGAGGUCCAGAACUGCAGCGAACCGGAAGGCUGUUUGGUGGUCUCAUUCUUGACAUCAAGCGGAAGGUCCCCCACUAUCUGUCUGACUACACUGAUGCCAUUAACUUGCAGUGCAUCGCCUCGUUCCUCUUCCUCUACUGUGCCUGCAUGUCCCCUGUUAUCACUUUUGGGGGGCUUUUGGGCGAGGCUACAGAAGGAAGAAUAAGUGCCAUUGAGUCUCUGUUCGGAGCCUCUCUGACUGGAAUAGCGUACUCCCUGUUUGCGGGGCAGCCCCUCACCAUUCUGGGAAGCACAGGCCCUGUUCUUGUGUUUGAAAAGAUUUUGUUCAAAUUCUGCAAGGAGUAUGGGCUGUCUUACCUGUCCCUGAGAACCUGCAUCGGCCUGUGGACAGCUUUCCUCUGCCUUCUGCUGGUGGCCACGGAUGCCAGUUCCCUGGUUUGCUACAUCACCCGUUUUACAGAGGAAGCUUUCGCCUCGCUCAUCUGCAUCAUUUUCAUAUAUGAAGCGUUGGAGAAACUGACCCACCUUGGCGAACAUUUUCCUUUUAACAAGAACAACAACCUGAACAAACUCACCACGUACUCAUGUACUUGCAUUGAGCCUUCAGAUCCUACCAAUGAGACCUUGAAGUUUUGGGAGAUUAACAAUGUCACCGCCUCAGAAAUCUACUGGGAAGCCAUGGAGGCGAAGGACUGUAUUGAAAAGCAGGGCGAGUUUGUGGGCAGUGCCUGUGGCCCUCAUGGACCUUAUGUUCCCGAUGUUCUCUUCUGGUGUGUCAUCCUCUUUUUUUCCACCGUCUUCAUGUCUGCCUUCCUCAAAGAGUUCAAGUUCAGCAAUUACUUUCCCACAAAGGUGCGAUCCAUCAUCAGCGACUUUGCAGUUUUUUUCACCAUUCUCACCAUGGUUUUAGUAGACUAUGCCCUGGGUGUUCCCUCUCCAAAACUAAAGGUUCCAAGUGUAUUUAAGCCGACCAGAGAUGAUCGAGGUUGGUUCAUUAACCCGUUGGGUCCCAAUCCCUGGUGGACGGUAAUCAUAACUGUGGUUCCGGCUCUACUCUGUACCAUUCUCAUCUUCAUGGACCAACAGAUCACAGCUGUGAUCAUCAACAGGAAGGAAAACAAACUCAAGAAAGGCUGCGGAUACCACCUUGACCUGUUCAUGGUCGGGCUGAUGCUGGGCGUGUGUUCUUUGAUGGGCCUGCCGUGGUUUGUAGCGGCCACUGUCCUCUCCAUCACACAUGUGAACAGCCUGAAGCUGGAGUCUGAGUGCUCAGCUCCCGGGGAGCAGCCAAAAUUCCUGGGAAUUAGAGAACAGCGAUUCACGGGUCUCAUGAUUUUCACCCUCAUGGGCUGCUCCGUCUUCAUGACGUCAGUGCUUAAGUUCAUUCCCAUGCCAGUGUUGUAUGGGGUGUUCCUUUAUAUGGGAGCUUCUUCUCUCAGAGGCAUUCAGUUCUUCGAUCGUCUCACUUUGUUUGGCAUGCCGCCCAAGCAUCAGCCAGACUUCAUCUACUUACGACACGUUCCCCUGAGGAAGAUUCACCUCUUCACCAUCAUCCAGCUCAGCUGUCUGGUUCUGCUGUGGAUCAUCAAAACCUCCAGGGCUGCCAUCGUGUUUCCCAUGAUGGUGUUGGCUCUGGUGUUCAUCAGAAAGUUGAUGGACUGCAUCUUCACCAAGAGGGAGCUGAGCUGGCUGGAUGAUCUCAUGCCAGAAAGCAAAAAGAAGAAGCUGGAAGACGCUGAGGAGGAUGAAGAGCAGAGUAUAUUAGCAGAGGAAGAAGGGGCUGUGCAAGUGCCAUUAGGCGGAUAUAAAGGAAUUCCUGUCAUUAACAUCACAGAUGAGAUGUCAAAGGGUUCUUUUGGAAACACUUGGGAUGCCAACGGUUGAGAAACUUUUCUGGAUAUUUUUUGCAACGCUACUUGGAUCACAUUCAACCAGUCACAACCACAGUCUUUGUUUGUGUCUUGAGUCGCUCAAAAAAGCUGUAAAAGUCACUUGAACUUAACUUUUAAAGAGUUUGACAAUGUUUUUGUUUUGUUCAAAUUAAGAAGUGUUUUAAAACUUAA